Molecule: messenger RNA, 894 nt
Organism: Penicillium cataractarum
Lineage: Eukaryota; Fungi; Ascomycota; Eurotiomycetes; Eurotiales; Aspergillaceae
Product: putative HIT finger domain protein
Exons: 1
Coding region: 1-894 (297 amino acids)
Biological process (GO): chromatin remodeling
Cellular component (GO): Swr1 complex
Molecular function (GO): nucleosome binding
Source: RefSeq, a predicted model, not a curated record
AUGUUUCGCGUCGAGCUUCUAGCAAAUUCCUCAUCUCAUGCGACCCCAGGCUACACCUAUGUCGCAGACCGAGGCUUCGACCCAGCCAAAGCCGCCAUGGCUCCGGCCCUCGGCCGCAAACGCGGAAUUCACAACGCCAGCAAAGGCGGCGACAUUUCUUCGCGACGCGCAAACGCCAUCAUCCGCCACUUGGCCGAACUAGACCGCGAGAACCAGCGCGAUGUGCAGAUCCCCGUACCCGCCAGGCCAGCGAAGGAAGCAGGCGCACGCGUCUCCCGGACAAAGACUACCUCGAACGUGCGCCGUAUCUUGGUCUCGCAGAAGACGUUUCGGAAUCACCUUGAUGACGAGGAGGCUGCUAUCGCUGCCGGAGGUGGUGGACUGAGUAUACCGGUUGGAGCUGCGGCGAUCGCGCCGGUUAUCCCAACGCGAGUCAAGGCAGUAGUGGCUGCUGCUGCGGCGCGGCGGAGCUCGACGCCAGCUUCUACUGCUGCUGCACGGAAGAAACGACCGUCGGCUGUCGCUACUACCACUGCUACCUCUACGCCUACCCCUGCGCCCUCACAGACUGAGAAUACGGAUGCCGAAGCGGAGGAGGAUAGCGACGAGCGGAAACACAAACUCAUUAAGACGGAACACGAUAAUGAUCCCCUUCUACGGUCAUAUGCUCCAACUCUGCCGUCAGAACGUAUUAUGGAUCGUCUUUUGGCGGAACCCGCUCUGUCGUAUAAUGCUUCGCGCGCUGGACCGCCGAUCUCGACACAGCUUCCCCGGGCUUUUUGUUGUAUGUGUGGAUACUGGGGCAAGAUUCGGUGUAAGAGUUGUCACUUGCGAACCUGCGGGUUGGACUGUUAUAAGGUCCAUGAAGACUCGAGGUGCGGUGCCUUUUUCUAG